GGCAAUCGGUUCUAGCGAAAGUAAGGUUCGAGAAACCCUGUUCGGAUGCGAAAGGAAAACAAAACAUGCGUUCUGAUGUUGUUUUCCUAAAAUAAAACAUAUUUUUACCAUAAACAGUUUGCAUUUAUUAGUUUUACAGAAUGGAUGGGAUCAGUUUUGAUUCCCUCACUUACCUUCCCGACGAUUCGUUCGUGAUCGAGUGCAAUGACGACUUCAGCGGAAUAUGCGAGGACAUUGUACGAUUGGCUAGUGUCACACAUUUGGUGGAUCAGUUGGACCCCGGAAAUGAAAGCCCUCCCAGUAGCUGUUAUUACUCAUCAGGAAGAUAUUUCGACAAAGAGAUACCUUCACUCUUCUCUGAAAUGGAAUACUUAACCGAGGUUUCUCCGGAAACAGAAAUGGCCAUCGUUCCCAGUAAUCAAACCCCUUUGGCAGUGGACCCAAUCGAGUUCUCCUGGAAACGAAAAGAGGAUAAAAUGAAUGAACAAUCUGAGUCCAAGAACGAAGAAUCGCAUUCGUCUAUUGAGGAAAUGCCGAAGGAAACGAAUGAUGUGGAUAAUAGAUAUAUUGGCUCCACGAACUACAAGAAAAUUCUGCAAAAUUAUAUUCAAAAGGGUAAACGAAGACUGGAGGAAAGUGCUAACGCUAAAAUGAAAGCGACUGUUGUGAGUGUAACCGCUGGCACCAAUUCUACCUCCCUAAUCGAGACCGUUACCUGCGCUUCCUACGUUGGCACACAAUAUUCCACCGGUGGUAGCUUACGAGAACCCGGGAAUCAGUUUGUAUCCGAACCAGCCCACUUGCCCAACUAUCGCUGCCACGAUUGUAACUCAUGUUUUCUGUCUGUCGAAAGGCUCAAGAAACACACUUGCAUCAUAGCGGAACAGUACCAAUGCCAGCUGUGUCGGCGAGAGUUUCGAAAGCGAAAGACCCUCGAGCAGCAUAUCAAAUCCCAUGACAAGGUAUUUUCAACUGAUGACGAUCUACGAAAGUGGUGAAUCGUUCGAAAUGUGUGUUCGUUGGUGUUCAAUUAAACUGUGUUUGUGUACGUUUGUAAUGUGACUGUCCUGAUCGAAAGUACUUUUUUGGAAAUUGAACAAAACCCUGACCACAGAUAGCGAAAUGACUUCUUGGGUGGAUCUAUUUGGACAUAAACGUUGGAUGUGAGGCUGAUUACCUGUUUUCUGUUGGAAAGAAAAUCCGGCUUGUAAUUGCUUUACAGCACAUUUUGUUCAGUUUAUUUCCUAAUUUUAAAGAAUUUAGAGUGCAUACAGGUAGACGAUUACAUGAAUCCGAUGAAUAAG
Molecule: messenger RNA, 1304 nt
Organism: Toxorhynchites rutilus septentrionalis
Lineage: Eukaryota; Metazoa; Arthropoda; Insecta; Diptera; Culicidae
Exons: 2
Coding region: 141-998 (285 amino acids)
Source: RefSeq, a predicted model, not a curated record